Messenger RNA from Exophiala bonariae, 888 nucleotides. RefSeq lists its product as uncharacterized. The transcript has a single exon. The record is from RefSeq and is a predicted model, not a curated record. Gene Ontology annotation, molecular function: hydrolase activity. Lineage: Eukaryota; Fungi; Ascomycota; Eurotiomycetes; Chaetothyriales; Herpotrichiellaceae. Bases 1 to 888 code for a protein of 295 amino acids.
AUGUCGUGCCCAGACUGUUUCCGCGGCUCAGUGCACGCGCACGGCGAGCCGCAGGGCAAGAUCGAGACCGUCCACGGGCUGCGAACGUACAUUGCGGGCGGGGGCAGCGACAUCGACGGCACGAGAUCCAAGUCAUCGAUCCUGUACCUGCCGGACGCGUUCAGCCUGAAGCUGGUGAACAACCUGCUGCUGGCAGACCAGUACGCGGCGCGCACGGGCUGCCGCGUGCUGAUCCCGGACGUCGUGUACAACGGCGGCAUGUCGCCACACGUGCUCCCCUUGAUGGAAGGGCUGAUGGAGCCGAAUGCCAGCUGGAGCGUCGGUGGCGUGCUGGGGAAGCUCGUGACCGCGCUGCGCGUCAUCCCCUAUGCGCUGCCCUGGCUGGUCUUCGGGCAUCCCUCGAAGGUGUAUCCGCAGGUCCUGGCGUAUGCGCGUGCCAUGCGCGCCGAGCUGCCGGCGGGCGGGAAGCUGGGCGUCGCGGGCUUCUGCUGGGGCGCGUGGGGAGGGACGAAGCUCUGUGCCGAGAGCGCCGUCGAGGGCGGCAGCGACAGGCUGAUCGAUGCUCAGUUCAACGCCCACCCGAGCUAUAUCGUUGACACACCCGAGGUGGUCGUCGACGCCAUCACCAAGUUCAAGGUCCCGUGUGCGUCGGCCGUCGCCGAGAAGGAUUUCCAGUUCAAUGCUGAGGUGGCCGGGAAGACUGAGGCCAAGGUCAGGGACGCUGUCGGGGUCACGGGGGGCGAUGGGGGGUAUACCUACGAGUUCAAGAUCUAUAAAGGAUGCAAGCAUGGUUUUGCCGUCAGAGCCCAGCAGGAUACCGCCAGUAUGGAGGGGUACAAGGAGGCGUUGAACCAGGCGGUUGCUUGGUUCGACAAGUAUUUGAACUAA